CGUACGGCGCCGGUGCUUGCGGGUCAACCGGCGGCGCGGAAACUCCAGUACCAAGUUGGCAGCAGAGCUCGGUGGUCGUCGACAUGGCUCUGGUUAAGUACGCCGUUCUGGGCGUGAGUCUGAUUCUCGGAGUGUCUUACCUGUUCAACCGGGGCGGUAACCAGAAGGCCCCGCAGCUCGGCGACGCCUGGUGGGGCCCCGGGAGCGAGAAACCCGUUGACGAAGCCGUCAGACCCUUCAAGAUCAAAUUCUCGAACGAGGACAUAAACGACCUGAAAGCACGCCUAAAGAACACGCGGAACUUGAAGCCGGCUCUGGAAGGUACGGGAUGGACUUACGGCGUGAACGGUGGCUUUGUGCCAACCAUUAUUGACCACUGGAUGAACAAGUACAACUUUACUGAGCGACAAGAAUACCUGAACAAGUAUCCACAGUUCGUAACAAACAUUCAAGGUCUGGACAUUCACUUUCUGCACGUAAAACCGAAUAAUGCAGGUGGCAAGAAAGUUCUGCCUCUGCUCAUUCAGCACGGAUGGCCCGGUUCUGUGAUUGAAAUGUACAAAAUCAUACCAAUGCUGACGACCCCUCGCGAUGAGUUCGACUUCGUGUUUGAAGUAAUCGUCCCGUCACUCCCUGGCUAUGGCUUCUCAUCUGGAACAACGAAACCCGGUUUGGGCUCGGCGCAAAUGGCCGUUAUUUUGAAGAAUCUGAUGCUCAGACUUGGUUUCAAAAAAUUCUACACUCAGGGCGGAGAUUGGGGAGCUAUUAUCACUGCCAACCUUGCCUCCAUGUUCCCACAACACGUCCUCGGCAUGCAUUCAAACAUGUGCAUUGUCAUGCAGCCUCAGACCUUCUUGACCACGUAUAUAUACAGUUUCUGGCCAUCCAUGCUCAUUCCUGAGGAGGACUAUCACCUCAUGUACCCGUUGAGCGAAAAAUGGUCCCGGACACUCGAAGAGUCUGGAUAUCUUCACAUCCAGGCUACCAAACCCGACACUUUGGGGGUCGCCCUGACUGAUUCGCCGGCUGGACUGGCCGCUUACAUACUGGAGAAGUUCUCAACCGGUACAAACCCUGAAUUAAGAUUCAAGGAUAACGGCGGAUUACUCGACAAGUACUCGGCUGAUGAACUCCUGGACAACGUGAUGCUCUACUGGAUCCCAAAUUCGAUGACGACCGCGAUGCGGUUAUACGCGGAACACUUCAGUGCAGCGCACAUGGCACUGGGAAUGGAAUACGUACCGAUCGACGUGCCGAGUGCAUGUGCGCAGUUUCCUCACGAAAUAUCGUAUCAACCGCCGUCGUUGCUGAGCGCGCGUUUCAAGAAGCUGAUACGUGCGAGGAAAAUGCCACGCGGUGGACACUUUGCAGCUUUUGAGGAACCGCAGCUCCUCGCGGACGAGAUUUGGACAUCGAUCGGGAUCAUGGAAGCCGGUAGAAAGCAAAGCCAGGCUAGCAAGGCGAGCAAGGCGAGCAAGAAGUCGGCAUAAUUUUUUCAUGUGAUCGAUAAGAAGUUCCAUGGUGAUUUUUUACUGAAUAAAUUUUCUUGGAAGUGUU
Molecule: messenger RNA, 1557 nt
Organism: Neodiprion fabricii
Lineage: Eukaryota; Metazoa; Arthropoda; Insecta; Hymenoptera; Diprionidae
Product: juvenile hormone epoxide hydrolase 1-like
Exons: 6
Coding region: 84-1490 (468 amino acids)
Biological process (GO): epoxide metabolic process
Molecular function (GO): epoxide hydrolase activity
Source: RefSeq, a predicted model, not a curated record